Molecule: messenger RNA, 645 nt
Organism: Geodia barretti
Lineage: Eukaryota; Metazoa; Porifera; Demospongiae; Tetractinellida; Geodiidae
Source: the annotation of a GenBank genome assembly
AUGGAGCAGUUGCUGGGCUCGGCGGGAGUCGACGCCAACACGACGGUGGUCGUCUACGGGGACAACAACAACUGGUUCGCAGCUUGGGCCUUCUGGCAGAUGAAGUAUUACGGCCACAGUGACGUGCGGCUCAUGAACGGCGGAAGGGUUAAGUGGAUGGCGGAAAACCGGCCCGUCACCACCGAUGCCGUCAACCCGCCGCAGACGACCUAUACCGCCUCGGAACCCAACGAAAGCAUCCGGGCCUACCGGGAUUACGUUUUGUCGGCCGUGGGCGCUGGAAAUGUAUCGUUGGUGGACGUCAGGGCUCCGGCGGAGUACAGCGGGGAACUGCUGUCGCCGGCAAACCUGCCCCAAGAGGGUUCCCAACGGGGCGGGCACAUCCCCGGGGCGGCCAACAUUCCCUGGGCCCAGUCCGUGGGAGAGGACGCCGCGUUCAAGAGCGCCGAUGACCUGGCCGCUCUUUAUGGAGGCAAGGGCAUCGAUGGCAGCAAGGAGACCAUCGCCUACUGCCGCAUUGGCGAGCGGUCGUCCCAUACCUGGUUUGUCCUGACCCAGCUGUUGGGACACCAAAACGUCCGCAACUACGAUGGCUCUUGGACGGAAUGGGGCAGCAUCGUCGGAGCGCCCAUCGAAAAGCCGUAA